AUGCUCUUCGCUUUCGUAGCAGUGUGCCUCCUCCUGGUGACAGUCGGCGCUGAGGAAGAGGGCUGUCUAAGCCACUACCCAUUGUAUAGAACUUACCUGCAGUUCAAUCGAAGAAUGAAUACCAAUCUGACGGAAUCCGCAGAUCAACUACAGCUGCCCACACUGAGCUCCACAACCUUCACUACCAUAGAAAUGGGAGAGCUACGAGAAACCUUCGUUUCGGACGAAGUAAGAGUGACUCUAAGAAGUCCGACAUGGACAGCUGAGCUAUCACACUCCGAUAAGCAGUUCAUCAAGAAGCACAAAAUCUCCAUUGAAUAG
Molecule: messenger RNA, 321 nt
Organism: Cooperia oncophora
Lineage: Eukaryota; Metazoa; Nematoda; Chromadorea; Rhabditida; Trichostrongylidae
Source: the annotation of a GenBank genome assembly